AUGUUCUUAAGACGAGUGGCACUCACACGAGGAGGUGCAACAGGAGCCAAUAGGAUAUCGUCCACGGUGGUAUCUUCUGCCUCGGUUCCAUCUCGUUAUGUAUUGCAUUAUAAUCAUCACCAUAUCCUGACAAGACAAUUUUGGAAUGGGUGGUUGCCACCAAAAGCUGAAGAACAGAAGAAGAAGGAAGAAAUUAAUGGAGUUGAUGGGUUGAAGAUCAAGGCGGGAAAUAAGCCUGCACUUGGCGAUUCUGAAGUCUUGGUUGAAGGAGGAGUUGAAGUGGGAGAAAAACCUAAUCCGGUGGAAGAGGGUUUGGAAACUAAGACUGAGUCUGAGGAUAUUAGGAGUGGAGAUAAGACAAGUGAAUUUGAAGAUAUAGAAGCUGGUUUCAUCGAUGAGUUACCUUCAACAAAGAAAUUGGAAACAGAUCAACUCAAGCCAGAACAAAUAGUGGUUACUGAAUCAAAAGAGGCAUUUGAAGACUCAGAGCUUGGAUCGAUAGAUGAGUUGGUUUCUGAGAAGAAGCCUAUUGCAGAAACUGAACCUGAAAAAGUAAAAGACUCUUUGGUCUCUAAAGACACAUUUGAGAAUUUCGAAGCUAGUUCAAUCGAUGAGUUAUUUUCAAGAUCGAACAAGAAUGACGUGAAACCUGAACUUACGGAAUCUACCGAAGCCCAAAUAGCAUUACCCGCAGAUCUUGAUUCAAUACCUGUUAGGGGAUCCAGUGGAUCAUUUCACAACGAAGGGCAUGAAUUUUUAGAUGAUUUUGUUUCGAUUCCAAACUCAGAAACCAAGUCUGAAUCAAUUGAAACUGUUCCAGUUCCUCAAGACACAAUUGAAAAUUUCGAAGCUAGUUCAAUCGACGAGUUGUUCUCAAGAACAAACAAGGAAGAGCCCAAACCCGAACAAGCACAAUCCACCACAUCACCAAACACGGAUUCCCACGGUUCAUUACUAAACCUUGAAGAUUUUGAAUUCGAAAACCAAAACACUCCACCACCAACAACAACAUCCACCACCACCACCAAUUCCAACUCCACAGCGGAAGAAUCCCCCUUUUCAACAUUUGGACUUGAAGCUUUCGGCUUCCAAACCACCACCACCACCACCACUCACCAAGAAGGUUCCUACGUCCAUUCAUCACUCCAACCAAACCAACUCAUAAUCGGUGACAAAUCAAAACGAAUCUUCUUAAACCAAUCAGAUAUAUAUAAGCCCUAUGACCGGGCAUUGCGUCUAACCCCGCCAUUAGGGAAGACAUAUCUUGCCAAAACGACAGGUAUUAAGGCGUUGCAAUCCAAGAGCGCCGCCAAAAGGGCGACCAAGAAGGGGUCCAAGAUGGGUAAGACGAAGGUAGUGGCUGAGGAGGAGGAGACAGUGGAGGAUGUGGUUGAGAAGAAGGAUGAAAAGACGAAGAAUAUUGUAUUAUCGAAGGAGGACAGGUUGAAACAAGAGGCUGAGAGUCUUGUGAAGAGAAGAGAGAAUGCUUUGAAGUUGGUUACGUCUGUGAAUGAGGUUGUUGCUGGUGCUGAGGGCAAUACGAAGAAGAAGAACAAAAAGGUGUCGUCGGAUAUUGAGAUUGAUGAAUUAGUGGAAAUGAUGGAGCUAGUAAGACCGAUCCAUAAAAGUGGGAAGGUAAGGAAGACGAUUGGAAAUCAGGAAUUUGUUGAUUUGAGCAAGAGAAUGCAGGGUAUGUUUAUGCGUAAGCAUUUAUUGGCAUAUGUCGAACAUAUGAGGGCUUUGGGUUCGAAUGUCGAUAAGUGUCCACUGCGUGCAACCAAGCAAGAUAUAAUUAAGACGAUAUGUGAAUAUAUCUGGCAGACCAAAAUCAAAGACCCCCAACACCCAGAACAAAAAGAAUCAGAACAACAGGUCCAUGUCAUGACACAAACAUCAUUCAAAUUAGACGACCCCAAACUCAUCUUCCACCUCCAGAACUCCAACAUCUUACGCCAAUGGAAAGACCAGUACGGGCUCGACGUCUAUUUCGCAAACCAAACCAUCUACUUCCAGGGUCCAUCACCCUUAAAACUCGCCGAACCACUCCUCAUAGGCGCCAUUAAUAAUUUUGUAUCCGCUCCAUUCAAUUUCUCAAAAAUAAUCUCCCGUUUCGGUCCAAAUCAAUUCUCACUCGAGAAAUUCCAAUCCAUGGCAAAAGUCUACAUCGAACCAGGGUCAGAUAAUAUCUAUACAGUCUCAGCGUCAUCCGAAACCGAGUUGAAACAAUUCGAAAGACUCUAUCAUUCAAUCCUGGGCCAGAAUCCACAUCUCAACACCUCGAUAUCUGAUCAACUGGCAUUAGAUGCAAGAUCAUAUAUUCCAUAUAGUUUAUUGGAUAGGUUUGGGUGGAUUGAAAAGUUGUUUUCAUAUUUUAUGCCCGAGAAACCAGCUUUGGAAAAGAUUGAAAAUGGGGUAUAUCAGAGAUUAGUUGAUGAGAUUGGGAGGAAAGAUGCGAAGAGGUUGAGGAGGGAGAUUAAUGAGGCGUUAACUGAUGAUGUGAAAAAGGAAGAGAAUGAGGUCGUGAAGAAGGAAGAGGAAGAUGAUGAGUUGGCUGCUGCGUUAGAAGAUAUUAAGGUUGCUGCAAAGGAAGAAGGAGAAGAAAAGAAGGUGGAACUUGGUGAGAAGAAGAAUAAUGGGAAUGAGGUUGAAGAGGCUAUUGAUGAUUUAUUCCUGGUAUUGAAAGAAAGACAACCAAGUGAUGCUGCUGAGAAGACGGAUGGUUCUAAGAAGGUUCAUGAAGAUUUAUCUGAUUUCCUUGAGUUGAACGAAGAAUAUGAAGGAUUUGAACUUCAAUUAAUGGAUCCAGAAGAAACAACAACCAAACAAGGAGAAAUGGAAUCUUCAUUGGAAAAAGAAGAACCAUUAAUUGAAAAACCAAGGGUUUCAAUCUCUGAUUAUUUCACAAAAGAACAAGUUGAUGAAAUAUAUAAUAAAGUGAAUGAUAUUUCAUAUAUCAAAGAUCUUAAGGGAGUUGAAAAAGAGAAUAUCUUUAGUUCUGCAAUCACGGUUAAUUUUGGUACUAUCUUUAUGAAACAAACCUCAUCUGAUAAAUUAUUCCCAGAGGUACCGAACACCCCUAACAAGAAUAGUCAAUUUGAAUUUGUAACUAAUGAUAAUUUAGUACAAGAUUUCAUUACUCAAUUACCAUUAUUCAAUACCGAUCAUGAAACUAAUCAAAAAUUAGAAUUAUCAUUUGAACCUGAAUUGUCAGAGGAAGGUAAAGUUAAAUAUCCUCCGGUUGUUAUCCAGAUUGAUACUAGUUUUGGUGCAGUAUCAGUUGCAGAAUCAAUAGUUGCAUCAGUAGAAGCUCAUAAUAAAGUUCUUGUUCCAAUAAAUAAUGGUAUAUGUGAUUUAGAAAUUUCAAAAGUUGUAUUAGGAGAUUUAUUAGUACCAGAAAUUGAUAAACAAAGAAAGGAAUAUAAUGAAGAAGAUAAUGAAAUGGGUAUAACUUUAAGAAGAUUUAGAAAUCAACCUGAAUUGCUUAAAUUCUUUGAAAAGUCAAAUUUAAGGAUAAGUUCAAAUCAAAAGAUUGACGUUGAUGAAGAGGUUGAAUUAUAUAUUGGUGAUGAUAAAGUGAAAUAUAUUCAUACUGGAUUAAUGAUUAUGAAUGAGAUUCUAUUCAAUUAUCAUGACCUACCAAUAUGUUUAAGAAUAUCAGAAGGUGGAACAUUAGGAGGUAGAAAGGUUGAAAUUGAAGUUGGACAUGGUGAAAUUCCAAGAGAAGAAUUUGAUGAUUUCUUAAUAAAAAUGUUACAAAUUGUCCAUAAUUCUUCCUAG
Hemisphaericaspora subhashii is the source of this 3777-nucleotide messenger RNA. RefSeq lists its product as uncharacterized. NCBI's taxonomy places the organism in Eukaryota, Fungi, Ascomycota, Pichiomycetes, Serinales, Debaryomycetaceae. Bases 1 to 3777 code for a protein of 1258 amino acids. The transcript has a single exon. The record is from RefSeq and is a predicted model, not a curated record.